AUCCUUUGGCUUUGAAAAUGUACUAAAAUACUGCAUAAGAAUUACAUGUGAAAGAUGCUAAAAAAUAAAGUAUGAAAAAAUUUUAUUAUCACUGUAGUCCCUCAGUUAAUGGUGCCGCCAAGAGCUAGGUGCAGUUAAUGUUUACCUACAUUCAGCUGAACCGCAUUAAGACUGAAACUCCCCUGCUUACCACACCUUUUGGGCACUAGAGGCUGUGACAUCACAGUCUGCAUGGCCCCAACUAAAAUACCAAUAAGAAGAUUGUGUUUACACGUCAGCAGGAUUGGUACAAUCUUGUCUUUCAAUACCCUCAACCGAACCAUUACGUUCUGGCUUUCAAGGCCCGCAACCUUACCAAGAUUUGACUCCAGAAAUCCAACCAGCUCCACUGUAUCUAGUCUGAAACACUCCCUGUAUACCACACCUUUGGGACGCCAGGCUGUGAUGUCACGGCCAUCACAGCCUCAACAAAACCCCAAAAAGAACAAGUAAGCUGCUAGCAUAAAUUAAACUUUUAAAUGCUGAGUAUUGGUAUCUAAUAGUGAUCUAAAUGCACGUGAGAGUCUUCAAAUGUCGCUUGAAUUCCUUGACUUCAUAUCGAUAGCCUAAAUCUGUUAAUUUUUGUUUUUUUCUAUUUCAAUACAUGCCAGAACUGGGUGCGUCUUAUGAGCCCGUGCGUCUUAUGAGCCAUCAAAUACGGUAGUUCCUUGCACUCUGCUGCUUUGACUGGCCACUACUGCAUGAGCCUGUCUUCACUCCCUGACAUCUCAGUCACUUGAUUCAAAUGUCUGAUUAAUUAGUUAUAAUAAAUCAAUUGGAAGUUUGUUUGGAUAAGAGACUGUGGGCCUGUGUAGCCAUGGAAGAUAUUGACUAUUGAAAUCUUGAGAACACUGUGUUGAAAUCUGUCACAUUAUUCACAGAGCCAGGGAGUGAUGCUGCUAAGACCUUCACUGUCUAUCCAGAGGGAUCCGCAGGUGCUGGUGGUGGAAUCUUGCUUGGACAGUGUGGAUGGCAAGCAGUCAGGGUUCCAGUCAAAGGUGGUGGUGAUCCAUGGCCAGGACACCAGGGAGGAUGCACUGCAGCUUGCAUCUCAGCUGAGGAAUCCCAUGGAGGGCAACAGAUUGUAUGUGUUGCUUCUGCAAGAGUCUAAGAAGAACACACAAGUUAAGAGCAGCCUGAGGUGUGAUCCAUGGAACAGCAUCCACAAGUGGUUCAUCAAGGUUGACGCUGUGCUGCCGGUACUGUCGCCUCAGCUUCUGCGUCAGAUUCAGAACAGAGACUUCAGCAGAGAGAGUGAGUGGGAGAAACGCUACAACUGCUUUGCCCACUCGAUGAUGCUAGACCAGCAUGUGGAGUACGGGAGCAAGAAUGGGUUCUGCCGUGCCGUUUGUCCUGCCAGAUUCCCGGAGGAGCGGUGCCUGAGAAGCGAUGCCUUCACCCACGCAGUUUUCACCACGAUGGAGGAGUGCCCACACUUCCAGGACCUUACUGUUAAGAGGUUCCUGAAGACCCUACUUGAGCACAACCGCCGAGACAUUCUCUCCAAGCUGGAGAAGUUUGUGCGCCUGAAGCCAGGGAGUGAUGCUGCUAAGACCUUCACUGUCUAUCCAGAGGGAUCCGCAGGUGCUGGUGGUGGAAUCUUGCUUGGACAGUGUGCCUGUAACACACAGGCACAUUUCUCCAAAAGGUUGACGCUGUGCUGCCGGUACUGUCGCCUCAGCUUCUGCGUCAGAUUCAGAACAGAGACUUCAGCAGAGAGAGUGAGUGGGAGAAACGCUACAACCGCUUUGCCCACUCGAUGAUGCUAGACCAGCAUGUGGAGUACGGGAGCAAGAAUGGGUUCUGCCGUGCCGUUUGUCCUGCCAGAUUCCCGGAGGAGACACACUUCAGUCACAAGAUGAAUGCAGUCAGCUACAGCAUGACAUAGACAAGCUAUAGACAGUUGAGAGAGGAAGAAGUCAGUGGCACCCUCACCUCAGACAAGACAAAGCUAACAAUUGAUAAUGAAAGACCAGCAGCAGCAGCAGCACACACAAGAGGUGUUUUCUGUAUGAUGAUAAUCAUCUCUGAAAGGAUGUUAUAAGCAGGGCAACGUAAUGAAACUCAGUGAAUGGACGUGUGUGCGUGGCUGCAAUCACUAUGAAAUUAAGUUGAAAAUAAGAAAUAUAUUACUUUACAGAAAGGAAUGCUUAGAGUGAAUGAAAUUACUGUAAUGAAUGAAUGGAAAUAAAGUUGUGAGUCAUUAAAUGAUUAGGAAAAGAAGCUGUGAAUAGGUGCAUUAUUGUUAUUACUGAAAGGAAGAAUAUUUGUAGGAUAUGUCAUGUAUAUUAUCAAAGUGUUUUCAUUCUUACUUUCUUCUUUCUCUUUCAUCUUUUCUUAGUAUAUUUAAGUGAAUUUCUCUCUCUCUCUCUCUCUCUCUCUCUCUCUCUCUCUCUCUCUCUCUCUCUCUCUCUCUCUCUCUCUCUCUC
Molecule: messenger RNA, 2468 nt
Organism: Scylla paramamosain (green mud crab)
Lineage: Eukaryota; Metazoa; Arthropoda; Malacostraca; Decapoda; Portunidae
Exons: 8
Coding region: 933-1802 (289 amino acids)
Source: RefSeq, a predicted model, not a curated record